AAAGCCGCUCUGCUCCUCUUCCUCCUUCCCAGCCUCCCUCCGUCAGACCCGCUGUAGCUGUGUCUCGUCUUCUGUGAGCCGGUGAGAAAUGGCAGCGCUCAGGACUCUCAGGAAACUGUGCCAGCACACACAGCACCAAGUCUGUAAACUGCACACGUCCGCCUCGAGGCAGGAGGCGGUGGUCAUCUCAGGAAAGAAACUCGCACGGCAAAUUAGGGAUGAGGUCCGGGCCGAUGUAGAGGAAUGGGUCUCAACCGGCCACCGAAGACCCCAUCUGAGUGUUAUUCUCGUGGGAGACAACCCAGCCAGCCACUCCUACGUCCUGAACAAGACACGGGCUGCGGCUGAUGUCGGAAUCUCAAGUGAGACGAUUCUCAAGCACACGAACAUCAGUGAGGAGGAGUUACUGGACUUGAUCGAUAAACUCAACACAGACCCCCGCGUGGACGGUCUACUGGUACAGCUGCCUUUGCCAGAACACAUCGAUGAGCGUGCAGUCUGCAAUGCAGUUUCCCCAACCAAGGAUGUGGACGGUUUCCACGUGGUCAACGUGGGCCGCAUGUGCCUGGAUCAGUCCACCAUGCUCCCCGCCACUCCCUGGGGUGUCUGGGAAAUUAUUAAACGCACAGGUAUUCCUACUUUUGGGAAGAAUGUCGUGGUUGCCGGACGCUCCAAGAACGUGGGCAUGCCCAUCGCCAUGUUACUGCACACAGACGGCCGUCACGAGAGGCCCGGAGGUGACGCGACAGUCACAAUUUCUCACCGAUACACUCCAAAGGAUCAACUUAGCCAACACACUAAAAUUGCUGACGUCAUUGUGGCUGCCGCAGGGAUUCCAAACCUCAUCACUGCAGACAUGAUCAAAGAGGGAGCGGCUGUGAUCGACGUCGGAAUAAACAGAGUGCAGGACCCCGUCACUGGAAAGAGCCGACUGGUUGGGGAUGUGGAUUUUGAAGGUGUGAGACAAAAGGCGGGAUUCAUCACCCCAGUGCCAGGAGGCGUUGGCCCGAUGACUGUGGCGAUGCUGAUGAAGAACACUGUCAAAGCAGCCAAGAAUGUCCUCCUGUGUCCCCCACAGAGGAUCCGCAUGGCUGUUGCGUCCUAAUUGGAUCAAAACCACAUCCCAGCAACAGUGACACAUUCCACCGACGAGCCCACCCUCCACCUUCCCAACACUACCGUUAUUAUUAUUACUAUUUUUUUUAACUUGGAGCAACCUGCCAUGCUCCCCUUGCACAUGGACUGGAAAGAUGAUAGCCUUAUGGAUCUCUUUCUGCUGGUGUCGUUAACCUUUCAGGACUCCAGGUCCAGCCAUAAUUAGACUGUUACAUUCACUGAUGCAGCAGCAUGUUUAAUGUAACAGUGUUUUCAGUAUUUAUCAUUUGCAUUGUGCUGGGCUUUUAAGAAUUUUCUGAGAUUAUGUUAUUUAUUGGUACAGUGACGCAGUGUUUGAACUUGAGUGAAAGCGGGUGGUGAGGAUUAGCUUGCCGGGUGACUGAAGCCUUUCUGCUGUAUGUCUUUCUAUUAGUUUAUCCUGACGUGCAAAGGGUGAUAAGGGCUAAUGUCAUCAGGGGCAAGUAUGUAUAUCCAUAUACAAGCUUUAAAGAUUCACAAUUGCCUUUGAGAAAUCUUUGAAAUAAAUAUUACAAAUGUCUCCUAA
Messenger RNA from Neolamprologus brichardi, 1660 nucleotides. RefSeq names its product methylenetetrahydrofolate dehydrogenase (NADP+ dependent) 2, methenyltetrahydrofolate cyclohydrolase (gene mthfd2). Gene Ontology annotation, molecular function: methenyltetrahydrofolate cyclohydrolase activity; methylenetetrahydrofolate dehydrogenase (NADP+) activity; methylenetetrahydrofolate dehydrogenase (NAD+) activity. Gene Ontology annotation, biological process: tetrahydrofolate interconversion. NCBI's taxonomy places the organism in Eukaryota, Metazoa, Chordata, Actinopteri, Cichliformes, Cichlidae. The record is from RefSeq and is a predicted model, not a curated record. Gene Ontology annotation, cellular component: mitochondrion.